This is a messenger RNA of Salvia miltiorrhiza (redroot sage), 1891 nucleotides long. RefSeq names its product transcription factor GTE11-like. The transcript has 10 exons. The record is from RefSeq and is a predicted model, not a curated record. Gene Ontology annotation, molecular function: protein binding. Lineage: Eukaryota; Viridiplantae; Streptophyta; Magnoliopsida; Lamiales; Lamiaceae. The coding region runs from base 181 to 1803 and encodes 540 amino acids.
AAGUCUACUUUAGGAAUAAUAAUUUAACCCUCAAAACCAAACUCGCAGACGAUACACUUAAAAUUAACGCCGCCGCCUCCGCCUCCAAGGCCAGAGUCGACGAUUCAUCCUUCAACUUCGAAGCUGCUUUUCGGUCCGCACCGGACUUCCUCAGCGUUGUAAUUGAAGCAUACAAUUAUAAUGGCUGAGAAUCAAGCUGAAACGAUGUCCUGCUACCCGAUGCAAUUUCCUGACAUGGUUGCUAAAAAGAAGACAAUUCGCUGUGCAUUGAAGUUCAAGGUAACUACCAAAGGUAUAUGGAAUGUAUCAGAAGAUAAGUUAUGUGAAGGCACUGAUGGGCCUUGUAUGGUGAAGCCAAGCAAGCAGAAGCCUGAAAUGUCUCUUGAUGAUCAAAGCUGGAAAAAGCAAAAGAUGGGCCCUUUUAAAGUUAAGUCAUGUGAAGGCACUGAUAGGCAAAGAAACAGAGUUUCUGUUGGUGUAAGUAAGCCGCCUGAAGCUAAUGUUCCAGUGAAGCCAUUGAUGCCAGUAACCUCCGGCAAGCGGAAGCCAGAAAUGUCUUUUGAUGAUCAAAGGUGGAAAAAGCAGAAGAUGGACUGCAGUUCGAAACUUGAAUGUAGUAAGAUUUUGAAAGAUUUGAUGAAUCAUAGUGUAGGAUGGGCAUUCAGUGAGCCAGUCGAUCCAGUGAAGCUGAAGAUUCCUGAUUACUUUCAGAUAAUACGGAAUCCAAUGGAUUUAGGAACAAUAAAACAUAAACUAGAGAGAGAUAAGUACUCUGCUGCCAAGGAAUUUGCUGACGAUGUGCAGCUGACUUUUAAAAAUGCAAUGUCGUAUAAUCCUCCCGAAGAUGAAGUUCAUCGUUGGGCGGAGAUGCUGGAUGGUACUUUCAGGAGGAAGUGGAAAUUAUUGGAUGCAAGACUGAAGCAUACCAACAAAAGUGAUGAAAAGACCAGGAAAGUUCUAGAAGACAACCACCAAGUUAUGAAGCCAGCUGGUCUUAUGAAAGCGAUAGUACCUGAAAAACUCAGCAACUCAAGGCGGAUAUCACUAGAGGAAAGACAGAAGUCCAGACCAGGGAUUAUGCAAGCAAAGCCUGGAAAAACGGCAGUAAAUGGGUGCUCAUCAUUGAGUAGAACUGCUGAGAAAGGGCCUUGUAAUCGACGCGCUCCGGCAUCUACUAACCUUGGCCAAUCUAUUGACUCUAAACUUGAUUGUGAGGUCAAAUGUACUUCGACAUCUCUUGCGAACAGCUUUGCUCUAGAUUCAGAGGGUCGUGGAGUUGCUUACAAUGAAGACAAAAGUCCUUGUUCAACAUCUGCCACAACUCCUGCAUUUGUUGAAGGCUGGAUGGCUGAUGUCCCAAUGUCGCCAAAAAAGGCUUUGAGGGUUGCAAUGCUGAAAAGCCGCUUUGCAGAUACUAUCUUCAAAGCUACGCAUCCGACGCUUGUAGACAAUGAUGAGAAGUCUGAUCCUUCAAGGAUACAACAAGAAAGGCUACAACUGGAGAAAGAACAGCUAAAAGAGAAAGCCAGGAUUGAAGCACAAAUUAAAGCUGCUGAAGUGGCCUCUCGAAGGAAGCAGCAAGAUGAGUUAAAGAUGCGUCGUGAGAGAGAAAGAAAAGCUGCAAGGAUUGCUUUAGAGAAGAUGGAGAAAACUGUUGAGAUUGAUUGGGCUCUAAGUAUGUUGAGAGAUUUGGAUAUCCUAUUUGGUGGAUAUCCAAAUUCCAAGUCUGUGGAGCAAUUGGGCUUGUACCUUAAGGAGAAGUACGUGGAAGAAGAUGACGCAGAAGACGGAGAAAUUUUGUAGUAGAAAAGAGAUUAUUGAUUGAAAUUCUUUUGUGCAUAUAUAUAUUCUUUGAGUUUAAUCUAUAAAGAAAAGCCAUUCCAAACCACAA